Messenger RNA from Suillus subalutaceus, 1913 nucleotides. RefSeq lists its product as uncharacterized. The record is from RefSeq and is a predicted model, not a curated record. Lineage: Eukaryota; Fungi; Basidiomycota; Agaricomycetes; Boletales; Suillaceae. Bases 15 to 1730 code for a protein of 571 amino acids. The transcript is spliced from 5 exons.
GUUCACCAUGAUGCAUGAUGCACCAGAGGCUAUGCUAUAUAUUUAAUCUGCUUGUCCACCAUGAUAAUGCGCCAGCCUUCCUGUCUCUGCCAACCAUGGCAGCUUCUUCCAAACCGACAGAAAAAAGUUUGUAUCCAUGUGACGCACUCCCGAAUCACCAGGACUUUGACUGGAUGAUAUCUGAUGCGAUAUCUACUGCUGAUACUCAGGCUAGAACCGAUUUCUACGACCCCAGUCUGACGAAUCGCAAAUAUGUCCUUGUCGGAGUGGCAUGCUCAACUAUCUUCAGCUGCUCAUGCAUCGUUGCAGGCAUCAUCACGUUAGUCAAUUACGGAGUCUUCGGAGUAACUAGCCUGUUCGUGAUCAACACGGUGGAUGUGGUUGUGUGGCCGAUUCAGAUGCCUCUGCAGGGGGAGCUAUUGGCCCUGGUACUUAAUUUAAUCAUCACGUUAUGCACCGAGUCCCUAGGCUUCUUACACGGCAUCUCAUUGCGCUCUGCGCUAGCCUCUGAAUCCCGGCUUCGUUUCAACACCAAUCUGCGCCUUCUGACCGCAGCUCGUGGAUGGUAUAACCCUAAUGGCACCCUGCUUAAUGGUAUAUCGGCUGUCCUCCUCAUAAUAUCCUAUAGCUCGACCUCACUCAUCCUAUGUCCCUCCUAUCAAACGACGCCACAACUUGAAACAGUUAAUAAGGGUGUUGCCUUCGCCGGGUUACCUCUCCUCAUUUUGGGCGUCGCACUCCUUCUCCAAGUGAUGAUCGCAUUGUCGGGGAUGCGGGCUGUCAAAAUAUUGACCUGGAGCUCCUCACCUUUCGACUUGACCGCCGCACUAGUCCAUCACACGCAAUUGACCCCUGCCACUUUGCGAUGCAUGCGUUGUGUGUCCGACCUAGACACGUAUGGAGGUCCAGCGAAGCCAUCAGGGAUACAGUUCUCUGCGUGGCAUGCUCAUCCUAGCAUCCGGAAAGUUGUCAUUUUUCUUUGGGUGAUCGUUGCAGCAUGCGCUGGAUGGGCCGCACUCGUCAUGUAUAUCUGGGACAAGUUGCAGCACUCCGACUCGCAAAUAAUGUCCGCGUUCGGCAGUGCUCUGACCCUACAAACGUGGUCGUUCUUCCCCAACCAACAAUCCAAUUACAUCCGGUACAUGUCGUCGGGUGUUUUUCUGUUUUCAUGGGUCAACAUGGCAGUUAUCCAGGGGCCAUUGACACUCGGGCUGCAUUGCUCGGAGCUCAUCGCAAAUGUCAUUCGAGACGAAAGACAGUGGAGAUGCGCUACCGGAAAGAAAGGACUUGAGACGGUAACGAACCCGGUGAAGACGAUUUUCACUCAUUCGAUUUGUCUCAUACUUUUCGUCGCGAAGCCUUUCCUGCACUGGAUGUUUGGGCUUGCAUUCAACUUACGUACCACUGCCUAUGACGGGCAGCUGGUAAUAUUGAUGGCAUUCAUGUACACUGUCCAGAUCUGGAACUUAUGCAUAACGUUGUUCAUAUUUGCCUGUUUCUUCACUUUUGUCGCACUGCGCCGACCGCGCGGUCCCCAGCCGGCUGCAUACGGCCACCUCGAGACGCUCGCUAACCUCGUGGAUGAGUGGUCGCCUGUGAUGUGGUGGGGACACAAGGAGGACGGAAUUCCGUAUUGUCAUGCUGGGACGAGCGAUCACCCGCUGCCGGAUGUGAAGAUGGACUGUGUUUAUGCUGGUCGUGGUGCUGGGUCUCUGGCAUCCCUCUCGUGAGAGAGGAGCUAUAUCCACGUUAGGCUGGCAAUGCAUUCGCGGUGCACACAACCCUGAGCCCUGCCGUCGAACAAUACAUAUACAAUUUUUAUGCUGUCUGCUGCGUUGCAAGUAGUUCCGUCUUGUUCUUAUACCAUUCAUAUCUUGACAAUUUUUUAGUAGAGACACGUUCAAUUCGGCCUU